GCCAACAAUACAAGGUUCAAAUGGAGAUAUCUGCUUUUGAAAAAAUAGCCUUCUGAAUAUUUAAAGAAGUUGUGGGCUCAGACUUUCGACAAGGAUCUAAACAAAAGUUGACACCUUUACUUUUACUUCAUUCAUGUAUUCAUUCAUCAAAUAAAAUAUUAAAGAUUAAUAUGCUUUGUUAUUUGCCAUUGCUUUUUUAUGCUCCUUUUUCUUCUUCUGCAAGACUUCUUUCUCCGUCCUUUAAAUAAAAGCCUCAAUUUUUUUUUUUCUGAUGUACUUUUCCGCUUUUUGUCAAGAUGGCAUUCAGGUUUAAUUUCACGAGUGAUGAUCUUGACUUAGAAAAUGAAGAAAGCCAGCAAUUAGAAACAUCUUUACACGAUCUACACCUUGAGGAUAACUCAGGGCACUCACAAAAGCUUCCUAGCAGAGAAUAUGACAUCCUUUCUUCUCCUUUACCGCCAGUAAUUCAAGCUGAUCUACUGCAAAUACAAAAUGUAGAAAAACCUAUUUAUAAACGAACCUUGGCUGAUGUUCGAUUUCAAAUUGCUCAACAAGAUACACUUUUAGAAAAUGAAACUGAAAGAGAAGUAUUGUCCAUGUUGAGCUUGAGUGGUAAUUCUGACUUGAUCAAGGGUGUCUACGAAGGAGGAUUCAAAACCUGGGAAUGUUCUAUCGAUAUGGUAGAGUAUUUGUCUAGUCUCCCUGAGGAGCAAAUAAGCAACAAGAAAGUAUUAGAAAUUGGCUGUGGAUCGUCUAUUCCAGCUAUUUACCUUUUGACGACAAGUAAGACAAAUAGAGUGGAUAUACAAGAUUAUAAUGAACAAGUGAUACGUUAUGUCAGCGUACCAAACAUUCUUUUAAACUGUGUCUUGAAUGUUCAAGAGAAUCUAACAGUAAAUAAUGAAGAACAAGAGAAAGAGUCAAGUAGUGAGUCUGAAGAAGAGGAUGAUGAUGAUGAGGAGGAGGAGGAGGAGGACGAUGAAGAAAAACGUAUUGAAGAAGACCCAGUGACGUGUGAUGCCGAAGCAGAAAUUAUAGCUGAUCAAGUACCAGCCAUGUUACAACAAGUGAGUGCUCGUACAAGAGCAUUCUUUGGUGAUUGGAGUACAUUGCCUGAACAAUUAGGCGUUGAUCAAGGCAAAUAUGAUCUAAUUGUGACAACAGAAACUGUAUAUGCAGAACAUUCUUUACCUGACUUGAUUAGAGUAAUUCAAAAAUCACUUAGAAAACCAGAUGGUGUUUGUUAUGUUGGUGCCAAGACUGUUUACUUUGGUGUUGGUGGAGGUAUUCUACCUUUUUGUACUCUGUUGAGUCAAUCCAUGGACGAAGAUGGUGACAGACUGAAAUAUGAAAAAGUUUACGAGAGCGCACGUCCUAUUAAGGGAGAAAUUCUCAAGGUUACUUGGGAAUAAAAAGAAAUAGAUAACAAUUACACCUUUGUUAGUUAUCAAUCUUUAUUAUUUAAAACAUGUAAUAAUAUAUAAAAUGAACUUGAUAUUUUUAAGAGAAGA
Molecule: messenger RNA, 1511 nt
Organism: Rhizopus microsporus ATCC 52813
Lineage: Eukaryota; Fungi; Mucoromycota; Mucoromycetes; Mucorales; Rhizopodaceae
Exons: 5
Coding region: 297-1412 (371 amino acids)
Biological process (GO): peptidyl-histidine methylation, to form tele-methylhistidine
Molecular function (GO): protein-L-histidine N-tele-methyltransferase activity
Source: RefSeq, a predicted model, not a curated record